UGGACAUGGGCGCCGCGGAGCGGAGCAGGGAGCCCGGCAGCCCGCGACUGACGGAGGUGUCCCCCGAAUUGAAGGAUCGCAAAGAGGAUGCGAAAGGGAUGGAGGACGAAGGCCAGACCAAAAUCAAGCAAAGGCGAAGUCGAACCAAUUUUACCUUGGAACAACUCAACGAGCUGGAGAGGCUCUUCGAUGAGACCCACUAUCCAGACGCUUUCAUGCGCGAGGAACUGAGCCAGCGACUGGGACUAUCUGAGGCCCGAGUACAGGUUUGGUUUCAGAAUCGAAGAGCUAAGUGCAGAAAACAGGAAAAUCAACUUCAUAAAGGUGUCCUUAUAGGGGCUGCUAGCCAGUUUGAAGCUUGUAGAGUUGCACCCUAUGUCAACGUAGGUGCUUUAAGGAUGCCAUUCCAGCAGGAUAGUCAUUGCAACGUGACGCCCUUGUCCUUUCAGGUUCAGGCGCAGCUGCAGCUGGACAGCGCCGUGGCGCACGCGCACCACCACCUGCAUCCGCACCUGGCCGCGCACGCGCCUUACAUGAUGUUCCCGGCACGCCUAGGCCCGCCCCUUCCCCGCUGACUGCCUCCCGUUUCUUUCUGCACCCUGGAUUCCCAGGGCGGGACUCUGCGCUGGACCCGGGAUUCCAAUAGGGCCACCAGCCCAGGGGCUCCAGCGCAUCCGCCGUUGGGACUAAAAUUCGGCUUUGUAGGAGCGGGUUUGGAUGAGUCUGGAUAGAGACUGGACAAAGGAGUGUGGGAACAGUGAGAAGUGGAUAGUGACAAGACUGCGGCGGUGGACUUCUACGUAGAAAUGAAAUCUUGCGAACAACAAAUGAGCAAAAACAAAAAAACGAGAACAAACUAACGAGAAAAGGAGAAAGGGAGCUUGUUUCAUAUUACUAUUUGGCUGGAAUUAGAAAGAGAACGACGAAGCAAAAACAAGUCUAAAAAUUAUUUUGUACAUAAAAAUACGGAAAAAUAACCUGGAUGAAUCUUGAGAGAAAGGGGGGGAGGGGGUUAUCAACUAAAAUGUAUGUUUUUUUUUUUUUUUAAUGGGCCAAGAAAGCAAAACAGAAGGAAGAGGUAUACUUAUUUAAAAAAAAAUAAGAUGGAAAAAAUGCGCAGCUGGGAAGUUCACAGGUUUUGAAGCUGACCUUUUUCUGCGAAGUUCACUUUAAUACGAGACUUUGAUAAGAGAGGCGGGCCUCCUUUUACGUUGAAUCAGAUGCUUUGAGUUUAAAAACACCAUGUAUGGAAGAGCAAGAAGAGGGAAGACAGUGUGAAAACGAGGAGGAAAAAAAAGGGACGUUAAUACAAAAAAAAAAAAAAAAAAGGGAUGCCACAGACAAUGAUUCCUCUGAAAAAUUAUUACGGCAGAACUGUCCAGACUGCUGACAGUAAAUUCCGGUUUGCAUGUUACUUGUAUUCCAUUGAUGGUGUCCCCUCCCUCCCCACACCCAUGAGCACCCACUACACUUUCAUUCUCAAUAUGAAAAGCGUCUUGAUGUGAAUCCAUAGAUAAUUUGUUCGGCCUUUGAUCCCAAGGGGCAAAGGAAAAAAGUCGGAAGGGAGUAAAAUACACUCUUGAGUCUUCCAAGAAGAUAGAGGCGGUUAGAAAAAUAUGGGGAAAGGAAAAAGAGCAAACGAAGCCAUGAAAGUAUACAGCCCUGCAUCGUGAUAGACGCUUCAUCUGUUCCCUUCCUUUUCGUGAAUUGCCCUUGCUGUUUUCUUGAAGUCCUGUUUGAGGAUAAUGCUUUAUUUCCCCCUCUCUAUCCUGUCAAAUUCACCUUUAAACACCGGCUAGGUACAGACACUAGGUUUGUGUAUAAUAUGUUGAUAAACACAAGCAAAGUUUAUUUUGGCUAUAAUGUGUGAACUAAUGGUUGACUUUCAACAUUUGCAUUUUAUCUCACAAAGGUGUAUUCAUUCAAGCAAUCUUUUUAUUUGUUUCAAUUCAUGUAGCUAUUUAAACAGGGACAGCUUGGGCUAAGCAACCUGUAGUCCAAAUUCUCUAGCAAGCCUACUUAGGGCUUUCCCCGCCCUUUUUAAUUUACAUGAAAGAGGAAAAGCUCUUCUUACUGAACUUCGGUAUGCGUUUGAGCUUUGUAACUAUUUGUUCUCCAUGAAAACAAAAUUAUUUAUAUUUGCCAUAUUUUUUCUAGUGUAUUAAGUUAUUUUAAACAAAAGAUGCUGUUAUGACGUGUUGUCAGUACAAAAUGUUUCGGCUCCACUUCUGUUAAACCAUUUAAAUAAGUGCCAAGUUAUUAACCGAAGACACUUUGCGAUCAAUUGAAUGAAAAUAGUAUUGUUUCAUUUGAUGGGGUUCGCGUCAUCUUUGUUCUUGUUACGAUUAAAAUAUCCGGGAUACUCUUC
Molecule: messenger RNA, 2368 nt
Organism: Cricetulus griseus (Chinese hamster)
Lineage: Eukaryota; Metazoa; Chordata; Mammalia; Rodentia; Cricetidae
Source: RefSeq, a predicted model, not a curated record